CGGGAACGCGCAUGUCAGGCUCGUUGCAGAGAUCCUGCUGCCUUGGCUCUCACGAUCAAUCGUGAGGAUGGUGUUGUCUGCGAGGGUCCACGGUUUUGAUUUUACAGCAGAUGUCGGGAGCCGAUGAAGUCACAUGAGAGCGGGCGAGGCUGUAAUCCCCCCUGAAGCCGUCUGUCUGUGGAGAAGAGUGCGCCGCUGUCAGACCAAGGACAACGCUAACAUUACUGAUGGAAUUCCCAGUCGUUGCUAGAUGGAGAAACCGAAAGGGUGGACUCGGUGUAAAUAAUUAAAGAACAUAUCUGCUGCUAAAAUAGAAGGAAAAUGCAUCUGCACCAGGUGCUGACGGGAGCGGUGAACCCCGGAGAUUGUUGCUACUCGGUGGGCAGCGUUAAUGACAUUCCCUUCACGGCCUAUGGAUCAGGAUGCGAUGUAGUCAUCUUGGCUAGUGACUUCGACUGCGUUCAGAUUAUCCCGGGAGCUCAGAAUGGAAACAUACAGGUGGGCUGUGUGGAGUGCUCCCACCAGCUUGGCAGGAUUGCCGCUUCUUACGGAAACACAGUCUGCAUCUUUGAGCCGCUUUCUAUCAAUCCCAAUAAACGCCACAAGCAACUUAACUAUCAGUGGCAAAAGACAGGACAGUUCUUUCUUGAUGCCAUCACCUACAACCUGGCCUGGGACCCGCAAGGGAACCGUAUCCUGGCAGCAGCUGAACGACUCCAGCUGUGGGCUCCUCCACUGGCAGACGCUCUCAUAGAAGAGGAGGAUGGGCAGAUGAUUGAGGACAAACCCCACCCUGUCCUCAGCGACUGGAACUGUGUCUGGCAGUGCAAGACCGCUGCGUCUAUUCACACCGCCAAGUGGUCUCCUGAUGGGGAAUACUUUGCUACAAUUGGGAAGGAUGACUGUCUACUUAAGGUGUGGUAUCCCACCACUGCCUGGCGCUCAGCGGUGGUGGUCCAGGACCCAUCUGAUAAAAAGUCUCCACCUGUUCACUUUUCCUUUGUUUACUUGGCCCAUCCUCGCUCAGUCACUGGUAUGUCUUGGAGGAAGACCAGCAAAUACAUGCCCAAGGGAACGGUUUGCAAUGUCUUGCUCACGUCCUGCGAGGAUGGUGUGUGCAGGUUAUGGUCAGAGACCCUACUACCCGAAGACAGUCUGCUCGGUGGGCAGAUCACUGAGAACACACACACUUUCAGCUCCAGCCUCCCAGGUUUGGGAGGAAAUAAGGACAAAAUCCAGCAUGCUUUAGAGUCAAUCCACCACCUGAAACAGUUGCGCCGGGGCCGGCGGCGGUCCUCUGCUCUGGUGGCCCACAGUGACCUGCUGCCCUCUCAGCUGGGCACACAAGACGCUCACACUCACCGCCACAUUGCUCACCAUGCCAACGCCCUGUGUCACUUUCACAUUUCUGCCAGUAUUAACCCAAAUACAGACAUCCCCUCAACGCUGGCUGACUCCUCAGUAUUCAACCCUGAAGACAGCACUGGUGGUGGAGGCUUUGUGGUUCACUGGCUUAACAACAAGGACCUCAGUUUCACUUCAUCAAUGGAUCUCUUUAUGACGCAGCUCCGCAAGUUCUCUGAGCAGCACCUGGACCAGACUACUGACGAGCCUCUCGACGCUGAGGGAUCCCCUAUGAAGUUUGAUUUUGACCUAGACGAGAUGUCUGACAAAGCGUCAUCAGAACACGGAGAAGAGGGGGAUUCAGGGGAACAAGGAAGUACUAAGGCGUCCUCCCCUGGAUCCAGCUCCAGCAUGCCGUUACCGUCCAUGCUGCUGGAAAGGAAGAUGGAGACUUUGUCCAUAGAGUGGAACAAGAGUCCAGACAUGUUGUUCACGAUACACCCCACUGAUGGUUCUUUCUUGGUUUGGCAUGUGAAGUACUUGGAUGAAUUCAACCAGGGGAUUUUCAGACAAGUUCAGGUCUCCUUCUCCUCCCGCAUUCCAGUAGCAUUUCCUACGGGUGAUGCUAACUCCCUAAGUAAAAACAUCCUGAUGUAUGCCUGCACUUUGACUGAGGGCGAGAGCGCCGGGACCGGCGAACAAGGAAGAAUGAUCCAGCGUAUGUCCCGCUCAGCAUCCAUAUCCACCGGCCUGGGAUCCACCGCUGUCUCCCCCUCACCAAAACUUCGCCCUGGCAUUAGCCCUGCAGUCAUGAUGGUCUCGAAGCACGUCGACGGAUCUCUCAACCAGUGGGCGGUGACAUUUGCUGAGCGGUCCGGCUUCUCCAACGUCUUGACUGUUUCUCACAAGAUUCGGUACUGCGGCCACCGUUUCCACCUAAACGACCAGGCCUGUCACACCGUGCUGCCGCUUCUGCUCACCUCCUCCCACCACAACGCGCUGCUCACCCCUCCCUCUGCCCCCAGCAGUUUAGAAGGGGAGCAGCUCCAGUCCUUUCCUCCACCAAAAGGACUUCCCAGGAAGCAGCUUCGUAAUGCAGCUACAAGGACUUUCCACGACCCAAACGCCAUUUACAGUGAGCUGAUUUUGUGGCGAGUGGACCACAUCGGACCCCUGUCCUGCACUGGAGGGGUCUCUGAACUGGCCCGCAUCAACUCUCUGCACACGUCUGCCUUCAGCAACGUGGCUUGGCUGCCUACACUGGUACCCAGCACAGUACUGGGAACGUACUGUAACAGUGCCAGCGCCUGCUUUGUGGCAUCAGAUGGUAAAAACCUGCGUCUCUAUCAAGCUGUUGUGGAUGCAAGAAAACUACUGGAUGAGCUGUCAGAUCCAGAAACAUCUAAACUGGUGGGCGAAGUGUUCAACAUUGUCAGUCAGCAGUCCACAGCCAGACCUGGCUGUAUCAUUGAGUUGGAUGUCAUUACAAACCAGUGCGGCUCCAACACCCAGCUGCUUCAUGUCUUUCAAGAGGAUUUCAUCUUAGGUUACAAACCUCAGAACGAAUCAGAGGCUUUCACACCAGCCUUCUCGACUGGAGAAGAUUACCAACCUGCCCCAUUUUCUGAGAAGUUCUUCUUGGUGGUAAUAGAGAAGGAUCUUAAUGGGAACUCUGUGCUGCAGAUGUGGCACCUGCACCUCCAAUCUGUGCAGGCCUGCGUUGAUGAGCCCAGCCAACCAUUUAGCUUCCAGAGCCAGCUCCUGGUUCCCAGUCAGGUCGCGAAUCUCGACUCGUCCCCGGAGACCUCUCCAAUCAGACCCCUGCCUCGAUCUGCUUCUUCAGCCAACUUGCAAUCAGCAAGCAAACUUAUCCUCAGCUCCAAGCUUGUGUGCAGCAAGCGACUGGACUUACCGCAUGGGGUGGAAGUUACCAGGGCAACGCCAUCUGCAGGUCACCUAAGCUCCUCCUCCAUCUACCCUGUGUGUCUGGCUCCGUACCUGAUCGUUACCACCUGCUCUGAUUCUCACGUGCGCUUCUGGCGCUGCGCUGUGGAGGGCGACGAUGGAGACGGCACUGACAACCCGGUGUACCGCUGGGAACCCUGGGUGCUCAUGAACGAGGAGGAGGACAACAAUAGCGCAGUGUCUGUGUCGGGACGGCCUGUCGGCGUUUCCUGCUCCUACAUCGGUCGGCUAGCCGUGGCCUUUAAGCAGCCACGGCAAGGACUGCUGCACAACUCUGUGGAAGAUUUCUCCAUGCACGUUUCCAUCUAUGAGUGUGAAUCCACUGGAGGCUCUGAAUGGGUUUUAGAGCAAACUGUUCACCUUGAUGACUUUGUCAGACCUUCUUCAACACUGGAUCCAAGAGUCAGUGUAGACUCCAACCUUUUUGUCUACAGCAGGUCUGAUUUGUACAUGACCAGAGACCAUAGCUCGCCCAACAUCAAGCACUUCGUCCACCUGGACUGGCUAUCGAAGGAGGACGGCUCCCACAUUCUCACAAUUGGGGUGGGCUCUAACAUCCUUAUGUACGGCCGCAUCUCUGGCAUGGUCAAUGAACAGACCAGCAGCAAAGAGGGGGUGGCAGUAAUCACCCUUCCUCUAGGGGGCAGUAUCAAACAGGGCAUCCGUUCACGCUGGAUCCUGCUUCGCGCCAUUGACCUCCUGUCGUCCGUGGACGGAACGCCUUCGCUGCCGGUCUCCCUGUCCUGGGUGAGGGACGGCAUCCUGGUGGUGGGUAUGGACUGUGAAAUGCACGUGUACGCCCAGUGGCACCAGGACAAGAAGCCCGGUGAAGGAGAAGAGGGCAACCUGUCAUCCGCAGACAUCGCCGGAGGUCAGAGCGUAGUUACCUCCUCCGUCUUUGAAGGGAGAGCCAGGUCCAAGAGUGUGUUUGAAGGGAGCACUGGAGUGGAUGAGGCGCUCCGCGCCCCCGCAGGACUACAGGAAGGUGGACUGUUUGAGGCAGCUCAUUCUCUCUCCCCCACUCUGCCGCAGUACCACCCAACACAGCUGCUGGAACUCAUGGACUUGGGAAAGGUCCGACGGGCCAAGGCCAUACUUGCCCAUCUGGUGAAGUGCAUAGCUGGAGAAGUCGCUGUGGUCAGGGAUGUGGAGGCAGGUGAAGGCGGAUCCAGGAGGCAUCUCUCUCGAACAAUCAGUGUGACCGGAAGCACGGCAAAGGACACCAUUGUGGCCGGCCGAGACGGAGGGAGGGAUUACACGGAGAUCAACUCCAUCCCUCCACUGCCCCUCUACGCCUUGAUGUUGGCCGACCUCGACACCUCAUUCAAGGGAGCGGAAGAAAGCGCCAAAACGGCAAAGGUUGUUGACGGUGAUGCAACUCAAAAAUCCUCAGAAGACCAGUAUGCCGAUCUCUUCCAGGUGCCAACAGUUACUACUGAUGACUUUGUGAGGAAGAGAGGAAGUCAUCAUCUCUCAGUCUCACCCUCUUAUUUUGGACCGGAGCAUGCUCAGGUGUUAUCCAGCCACCUCAUGCACUCGAGCCUCCCAGGACUCACCAGGCUGGAACAGAUGUUUUUGGUGGCCUUGGCCGAUACAAUCGCUACCACAAGUGCUGAAGUUACGAGCUCCGCUGACCAACAGUACACAGGUGGCGAGGCUCUUGAUGAGUGUGGACUGAGGUACCUGCUCGCCAUGCGUCUUCAUACCUGCCUGCUCACGUCUUUGCCUCCUCUGUAUCGUAUGCAGUUGCUUCACCAGGGCCUUUCCACGUGCCACUUUGCAUGGGCCUUCCACUCUGAGGCGGAGGAGGAGCUGCUGAACAUGAUUCCUGCCAUGCAGAGAGGCGACCCACAGUGGUCUGAGCUGAGAGCCGUGGGAGUGGGAUGGUGGAUACGCAACAUCAACACGCUGCGGAAGAUGGUGGAGAAGCUGGGCAAAGCUGCGUUCCAGAGGAACAGCGACCCUUUGGAUGCUGCGCUGUUCUACUUGGCCAUGAAGAAAAAAGCUGUUCUGUGGGGUCUGUUCCGGUCUCAGCAUGAUGAGAAAAUGACUCAAUUCUUCAAAAACAACUUCACUGAGGACCGCUGGCGAAAAGCAGCUCUAAAGAACGCUUUCUCCCUGCUGGGAAAGCAGCGCUUUGAGCAGUCUGCUGCUUUUUUCCUAUUAGCUGGCUCCCUUAAAGACGCAAUAGAGGUGUUGAUGGAGAAGAUGGAGGAUCUCCAGUUAGCCAUGAUAGUAGCGAGGUUGUACGAAGCCGACUUUGAGAAUUCGUCCACCUGCCAAGGCCUGCUGUACGAGAAGGUUCUGGGCUGCAACCGGGACGGGAGCGCUUAUCACUGCUCCAGACUGCAUCCAGACCCGUUCCUUCGCAGCAUAGCCUACUGGAUCAUGAAAGAUUACACCCGAGCCCUGGACACACUAUUGGAGAGAAACCCAAAAGAAGAGGAGAAUCCAGAUGUGAUGGUGAAGUCUUGCAACCCUGUUGUGUUUAGUUUCUAUAACUACUUAAGGACACAUCCUUUGAUCAUCCGUCGGCAUUUUGCGAAUCCAGAAGGCACAGUGACAAAUGUGGGCCUUACUGCUGAGAAAAGCAGUGCAGAUGAGAUCAACCUUAUAGAACGCAAACUGUUCUUCACUACUGCCAAUGCACACUUUAAAGUGGGUUGCCCGGUUUUGGCUCUGGAAGUGCUCUCCAAGAUUCCCAAAGUAAGCCGGAAAUCUGGCUCCUCGUCUCCCAGCAAAGCUCCGUCGAAGGCAAAUGUGAAUGUGAGCCAGCCGUUAGAAAAUGGCACCCAAGGCGGUUUGGACUGGGGCUCCUCUGCAGCCCCGGCUCCUGCCUGGGGAGCCAACGAUAGCGUUGGUGGGCUGGACUGGAGCCAGCCUGUUAUCAAGGUGGAGGAAGACGAGCUGCAGCUCGACUGGGGCAAUGACAAGGAAGAUGAUGAAGAUGAGGAUGAAGAUGGCUUAACCAUGAAGAAACCAGAGAUUGAGGACAAAGGCUCAAAGAAUGAUGGUCCCAAACUGCAAAGAGAAGACUCGCAGGGUGAGUCCGAAGUGGAUGUGAUUGCAGAGCAACUGAAGUUUCGUGCGUGUUUGAAGAUCCUGAUGACCGAGCUGCGAACGCUGGCCACGGGUUUCGAGGUCGAUGGAGGGAAGCUCCGCUUUCAGCUCUACAGCUGGUUGGAGAAGGAGAUUGCAGCAAUGCACAAGAUCUGCAACUACAAAGUGGAGGGAAAAGAGGAAGGCCCAGAAGUCGAGAGGGAUCGUACAGCGUCUGUGGACAUUUCAGACGAGGCGCUGGAGAACAUGGAGGCCGGGGCUUACGAGCGUCACCAGAUGGAGCGACGUCGUCUUCAAGCCAAGCAGCAGCACUCUGAGAGGCGUAAAGCCUGGCUGAGGAAGAACCAGGCCCUGCUGAGGGUCUUCCUGUCGUACUGCAGCCUUCAUGGAGCCAAAGGAGGAGGGGUCACCUCCGUCCGUAUGGAGCUUCUCUUCCUCCUGCAGGAGAGCCAGCAGGAGACCACAGUGAAGCAACUGCAGUCCCCUCUGCCUCUGCCUACAACCCUGCCUCUGCUGUCAGCGUGCAUCGCCCCCACCAAGACGGUCAUAGCCAAUCCCGUUCUCCACCUCAGCAACCACAUACACGACAUCCUCUACACCAUCACGAUGUUGGAGGCUCCGCCACAUCCGGACAUCAUCGACGAUCGGGUAAAUGCGCUUCACACGCUAGCAGCGUCUCUUUCUGCCUGUGUCUACCAAGCCCUAUGUGACAGUCACAGUUACAGCAGUCAAACAGAAGCCAACCAGUUCACAGGGAUGGUGUACCAGGGGCUGCUGCUAAGUGAAAGGAAGCGGCUUCGCACAGAAAGCAUUGAAGAACAUGUUACUCCGAACUCUGCUCCUGCGCAGUGGCCUGGUGUGUCGUCCCUGAUCUCCCUGUUGACGUCUGCGAGGGAGGAGGACCAGCCAAGGCUCAGUGUUCUGCUGUGCGAGGCGGUCGUGGCUGUUUAUCUUUCGCUGCUUAUCCACGGCCUGGGCACUCACAACAGCAAUGAACUCUUCCGCCUGGCCGCGCAUCCCCUCAACAAUCGCAUGUGGGCGGCUGUCUUCGGAGGAGGAGCAAAAGUCAUCAUUAAGCCAAAGAGGCCUGAACUUCCACCAGUGCCAACUGAGUUUGAGGCAGCCAGUCCAGAGGAAUCUCAGGAGACAGGAAGACCUGAGCAGAGCAACCUCCCCUCAAACCCCUCUCCCAUCCUCACUGAAACCCAGCACCCCAAUCGACCCCCUCCUCCUGUUUCAAGGGGAGAGGGGCUGGGCACUGUGGCCCCAGCAACUAAGGCCAGCUCUGCCCUUAGCCAGGAGUGUUCAGUGGCCAAGGCUGAGCAGUCCUCUCAGACUAGAUCUGAAUCUGAGACUAAACCAGAGAUUGUCACCCAGGAUGAUGGCGCAGCGGCCCCCCCUCAGCCGCCUGCGGAGGACGUGGACCGAUACAGGCGCAGAUUCAACAUGAGGAUGCUGGUUCCUGGACGCCCGGUGAAGGAGACCCCCGCCACCCCGCCUCCUGUGCCUGCAGAGAGACCCACCUACAGAGAGAAGUUCAUUCCCCCCGAGCUGAGCAUGUGGGACUACUUUGUAGCAAAACCUUUCCUCCCGCUCUCGGAGAGCAACGCUUUGUAUGAUUCAGACGAAAGUGGCGCUGAGGAUGACGACGAUGACGAUGAUGCCUUCCUCUCAGACACACAGAUGACGGAGCAUUCGGACUCCAACUCCUACAGCUGGGCUUUGAUCCGUCUGGUUAUGGUCAAACUGGCUCAUCACAACGUCAAGAACUUUAUCCCUCUCACUGGACUUGACUUCACAGAUCUACCAGUCACUUCACCUCUUAGCAACGCAGUGUUGAAGACUUUGGAGAACUGGGAACAACUUUUACUGGAGCGGAUGAACAAGUUUGAAGGUCCGCCUCCCAAUUACAUCAACACCUACCCCACUGACCUGAGCACAGGUUCUGGGCCCGCCAUACUGCGACACAAAGCCAUGCUGGAGCCAGACAACACGCCCUUCAAGAAUAAAAGCCAUCAGUCCUUCCCAGUACGACGUCUUUGGCAUUUCCUCGUCAAACAGGAAGUUCUCCAGGAGGCUUUGAUUCGUUACAUCUUUACCAAGAAAAGGAAGCAGAGUGAGUCUUUAGAGAACCAUGUGGACCGUAUAAACCCAAACUGCAUAGCUGGAGCUAGCAGUCCCUAUAAGGUAGAGGCAGAUCUGGGCUAUCCUGGAGGAAAGGCUAAAAUCAUUCACAAGGAGUCUGACAUAAUUAUGGCGUUUGCCAUUAACUGGGCUAAUUCCAAUGAGAUCGUGUUGGCAUCCACCCACGACGUCCAGGAGGUGGACGUCUCCACUCUGGUGGCCGUCCAGCCCUACACCUGGAUAGGAGACGACUUUGAUAAGGAAUCCCGAAGCUCAGACGACUUAGACCCCCGCUCCUCUCACACAAACAUCGCCCAGGCGAGCUCCGUGUCUUUUGCACCGCCGCCGAUGCCAGUUUCUGCAUCCAUGCCGUGGCUCGGUAGCGGUCAGACCAGCAUGGGGGCCAGUGUGAUUAUGAAAAGAAAUCUAAAUAAUGUGAAGAGGAUGACAUCGCACCCUGUUUAUCAGUACUACAUGACGGGGGCUCAGGACGGCAGCGUGAGGAUGUUCGAAUGGAACAGGCCACAGCAGCUCAUUUGCUUCAGACAAGCAGGCAACGCUCGUAUCACCCGGCUCUACUUUAACUCCCAAGGCAACAAGUGCGGAGUUGCUGACGGAGAGGGAUUCCUCAGUCUCUGGCAGGUCAACCAGACGUCCUCCAACCCCAAACCUUACCUGAGUUGGCAGUGUCACUCCAAGACCUGCGGCGAUUUUGCGUUCAUCACGUCCUCCAGCCUGAUCGCGACAGCCGGACAGUCCAACGACAACAGAAAUGUUUGCUUGUGGGACACUCUGAUUUCACCUGGCAAUACUAUAGUCCACGCGUUCCCCUGCCAUGAGAACGGGGCCACUGUCCUCGAGUACGCUCAGAAGCAGCAGCUGCUCAUCACUGGGGGCAGGAAAGGCUUUGUGUGUGUGUUUGACAUCCGCCAGAGACAGCUGCUGCACACUUUCCAGGCCCAUGACUCGGCCAUCAAGGCGCUCGCUCUGGAUCCCUUUGAGGACUUCUUCGUCACCGGCUCUGCAGAGGGAAACAUAAAGGUCUGGAAGCUGGCAGGCCAUGGCCUCAUGCACUCCUUCAGCAACGAACACGCCAAGCAGUCCAUCUUCCGCAACAUCGGCAACGGCGUCACAAAGGUGGAGACGCGUCCGGGGAACCGCAUCUUCACCUGCGGCGCGGACGGCACCCUGAAGAUGAGGGUUCUCCCUGACCGCUACAACAUCGCCAGCAGCAUUGUUGACAUCCUGUGAUGCCUGCUUCCACAUCUGAGGGUCCAAAGAUGAAAAAGACGAGUAGAAAAAGAAACAAAACGAUGCGAAGGCUCGUCAAACAGCCUUUAAGUGAGGAUAUUUCGUCAACAGCUUGCCGCGCUUUUUGGAGUGUGCAGAGGUCAUGGGUUUACUGCAGAAGUAGAUGUUAUCCAGAGCGACAAAACCACAGCUGCAAACAUUUCUUUUCGCCAAAAAGGCUGAAAACAAAAAGUUACAAGCAAACGGUAUCAUACUUGAUUUUAAAAGCUAGAUUUGUUGUAAUUUUAUUGAUGAAUCUCUUCUCAUAGAGUGUGUCCAUAGGGAAGCUAUGCAUGUCCUGUUCUCGUUCCGCGGUGCAAUCACAGGUCUAUUGAUAGUGCUCUGUAAAAGUGCUCAAGCAAAAAUUUUUAAAAAGUGUGUAACUGUCGUCAUUUUGUGCCCACCGCUGAAAUCUUUUAGCCUCUACUGUAACCAGCACUGUGGUUCGUUAUUAAGUCAGUGGUUUCCGGUGUGAUUCGAGUCGUUGGAAUCUGCUUUUCGUUUCAAUAGUUUUGGCCCCUCCGGCUUCUCACCGAAGAGUUGACGGCGCAUCGCUCUUAACGGCGACGCCUCUCUUCUGUCCCCCUCCAUCCACUGAUCACUGGCUGCCCAUCGCUCACUGUGGCCUCUCCUGGUUUGAGUUCGACCUGAUCCAAGUGUGUGUUCUCUCUGCCGUGUCUGCCCGCCCUCCUGUUAGUGCGUUAGCCUCCCCGCUAGACCAUCGAACGCCCCUCUGACUGUAACUUUUAAUGUUUCAUCUGUGUUGUCUGACGCUAAACACCCGACCGCCCAGAGCAGAAACACAAAGGUUCACUACUGGUUUUUGCACAAAACGAUAUCAAUUCUGUUUUUAUGUUUGUGGGUUGUUUUCUUUUUUUGUUGUUGUUGUUGUUGUUUUAAUUGAGUUGAUUUCAAUAUUUAAAGUAUUUAUAUGUUUGUGUUUGGUUUACUGCUCCUUUGAAGAACUGUUUUAACUUAUUGCCUUUUAUUUUAGGAAUGUAAGAGCUUUCACUGUUUCCGAUUGGACAACGUGCAACAGUCUACUGUUAGUGUGUUUACCUCGCCAGCUGUUUUUAUUUCAUCCAUGAGAAAAUAGAUAUUUGCACUCAAAUUCUGAAGACACUAAAGGUUUAUUUCAAAUAUAUAGGUUAUCAAAGAAACUGUUGUAUACAAAUGAAUGUCUGGCUUUAUUUGCCCUGGUAGUAAAGCGUUUAAGAUAGUUUUACUAUAUGAAUUAUAUAAAUAUAUAUAUAUAAAUAUAUACAGUACGAACUACAACAACAGCUUGUACAAACAUGAAGACAUUUCUUUAUUUUUUAGUUUGUAUCAUACCAGUUGGAUUAGUUGUGACUUUUGUUAAGUGUGUGGUAUUUAUUAAAGAGAUUAGUGUUCCUCCCUCCUUCUGCCCACUACAUGUGCUGUAUGUGUUUUAGGAGUUUUACCAAUGCUGUUUGUUGUGUGUGUGUGCGUGUGUGUGUGUGUGUGUGCAUGCAAAGAAAGCCAAUAUCAUCGUUAGAUGUUUGCCGGGGCCAUCGAGCCUGGGGGUGUUUGUGAGAGACGGGUCAAGGUAACAGUUUUACCUCUGUAAAGUGAAUAAAUGAUUUUUAUUUCA
Poeciliopsis prolifica (blackstripe livebearer) is the source of this 11395-nucleotide messenger RNA. It is a transcript of the gene dmxl2, whose product is annotated as Dmx-like 2. Lineage: Eukaryota; Metazoa; Chordata; Actinopteri; Cyprinodontiformes; Poeciliidae. The record is from RefSeq and is a predicted model, not a curated record. Gene Ontology annotation, biological process: vacuolar acidification. Gene Ontology annotation, cellular component: RAVE complex. Gene Ontology annotation, molecular function: protein binding.